Messenger RNA from Ramularia collo-cygni, 1038 nucleotides. Its product is annotated as related to mRNA cap-binding protein related to eIF-4E. Bases 1 to 1038 code for a protein of 345 amino acids. Lineage: Eukaryota; Fungi; Ascomycota; Dothideomycetes; Mycosphaerellales; Mycosphaerellaceae. Gene Ontology annotation, molecular function: translation initiation factor activity; RNA 7-methylguanosine cap binding. Gene Ontology annotation, cellular component: eukaryotic translation initiation factor 4F complex; cytoplasm. The transcript has 2 exons. The record is from RefSeq and is a predicted model, not a curated record. Gene Ontology annotation, biological process: translational initiation.
AUGGAGAAGAACAACGACAACAGCCCGUCGAACCUUUGGACCCGUCGAUCACACAAGCUCAGUCUCUCCACCAGCAAGCCCGACCACAAAGACAACCACGACUCGCCGUCGGGCAAGCGCUUCGGUGCUGCGAGUAGCCACGGCAAGAGCAGCCCAUUCAAUUCCGUCGGUCACAUUUCUACCUCUGCCGUUGCGUCACCAACCAGUGCUGGCGCGGCCUUUGGACUUGGGAGUGGCGCGUUUGCAAGUUUUGGCAACGCUGGGAAGACACCCAAGACACCUGGAGCGGCCUUUGACAAUAAGCUUGGGGGAGAGAAGAAGGAGGCAACAGAGGAGCACAGCAAGGACAGCCGGACAAGACCGCCUCCACGCAAAUCAUUAUCCACCCUGCGCCGACCCAGUUCGGCGGCCAUCGAAACUGUCCAACCUCCCUCGAAAGAGAUUGUGGGCGAGUACCCUCUGAAGAACGCCUGGAUCAUCUACUACAGGCCAACGACGAACAAAAACAGCGAUUACGAAAAGUCCAUCAAGCCCCUCUGCAGAGUGCAGUCUGUGCAGGCUUUCUGGACGGUAUACUCACACCUCAAACGACCCAGCGAUCUGCCGACUGUCAGCGACUACCACAUCUUCAAGGAGGGCAUACGUCCGGUAUGGGAGGACGAGGAGAACAGACGCGGUGGAAAGUGGAUCAUGCGUCUCAAAAAGGGCGUUGCAGACAGAUAUUGGGAGGAGCUGUUAAUGGCCAUCAUUGGUGACCAGUUUGGGGAAGCUGGAGAGGAGGUCUGCGGGGCUGUUGUGAGUAUGCGUCUCGGCGAGGACGUCUUCUCUGUCUGGACGAAGAACAACGGCGGCCGCAAUGUCAAGAUCCGUGAGACGAUCAAGCGGGUGCUGAGCCUACCAGCGGAUACCAGUCUGCAGUGGCGCAGUCACGACGAAAGCAUCACGCAGCGACAUGCCGUAGACCAAGCGCGACAGGAAAAGGCCAACCAUGAGAAGCGCCGCACCACGCCUGCUACCGAGAAGGAUGGCAUUGAGUAG